This is a messenger RNA of Chelonus insularis, 2629 nucleotides long. RefSeq names its product ubiquinone biosynthesis protein COQ8, mitochondrial (gene Coq8). Gene Ontology annotation, biological process: ubiquinone biosynthetic process. NCBI's taxonomy places the organism in Eukaryota, Metazoa, Arthropoda, Insecta, Hymenoptera, Braconidae. The record is from RefSeq and is a predicted model, not a curated record.
CUACAAAUUAUUCGACAUUCGCGCUUGUUUAUUGCUAAUUGUUGUUAUUCUAAAUUUCUAAAGAAAUAAGGUAGGAUUGUUUCUGACAAGUACUUUUUUGAACAAAAUGAAUAAACCAAGGAAUUCAGAUAUCGUUGGAGUCUUGAAAGGCUUACAAAUGGUUGUGAAUGCAAUUGUUAAGAAUCAAGAAGAAUCAUGUAAACGGAUAAUUGAUAAUUCCAGCAUAAAAAGUACUGCUGAGUCUAAUUUGAAAAAAGCUGUAGAAAAUUUCAAAGAAAUUGAUCCAAGUAAGGUUCCCGAAAAAUUCUAUAAUGAAACAAAAGAGUUGGUAGAAAGAAUUUGCACUGUUCAAAGAGGAAUAUUUGAAUACACUAAACACAGAACAUCUGAAGUAACUGGCAUUCCUGUUGAUAGCUCUGGUAACAGUACAGAGAAAUCAACGAAAUUAAAAAUUUAUCAUCCAGCUAAAGACCCAAAGGAAGUUUCAGUAAAUGAAAAUAAUGCAAAAGUUGAUUCAUCUAUUCUUCAUCAAUCGAUGCAAAAGCUAGAAAGACAUGAUAUAGUACAAAUACCUCAAAAAUACAGUAGCGUAAAAGAAAAAAUAGCAACGAUUGGUACUUUAGAUAAAUCCAUUCCUAAAAUACAAUUGAGUGAUAAAGAUAAACUAUUACUCAAACAAUUAGAACUUGAACACGAAAAGAAAAUCAAAAAUAAAGAUAUUUCUGAAAGUCCAAAUUCGUCAAACAUAACUGCAGCAGCAGAAUUGAAAGAAGAUGAAAACAAAAAUAAUCAUGCACAAAGUGAAAAACAAAUUUCUGCAAUACAAUCGAGUUCAAAUAAAAAAAUGAAGCCUGUUAUAAAACCACGAGUAACUUUAUCUCCGGAAGCACAAGCAAGGAAAGUUCCAAGCUCGAGAAUCCAAAGAAUGAUAAGCUUUGGUACUCUUGGAAUAGGAUUAGGAAUUGGUACUAUUGCAGAGUAUGGACGUCGAACACUCGGUUUCAAAGAAGCUAGUGUUGGGCAAUCAUUAGAUAAUAUUUUUUUAACAAAAGCUAAUGCCGAAAGAAUUGUUGCCACUUUAUGCAAAGUUCGAGGUGCUGCUUUAAAAAUUGGUCAAAUACUAAGUAUUCAAGAUAAUAAUGUUAUCAGUCCAGAGCUCCAAAAAGCUUUUGAAAGAGUAAGACAAAGUGCAGAUUUUAUGCCAACAUGGCAAGUUGAGAAAGUUUUAGUCAAUGAAUUAGGCUCUGAUUGGAGAAAUAAAGUUAAGAACUUUGAUGAAAAGCCAUUUGCUGCUGCAUCUAUAGGACAAGUUCAUUUAGCAACACUUCCAAAUGAUCAAGUAGUUGCCAUGAAAAUACAAUAUCCAGGAGUAGCAGAGGGCAUCCAAAGUGAUAUUGAUAAUUUAGUUGGGGUACUAAAAAUUUGGAAUAUAUUUCCAGAAGGAAUGUUUAUAGAUAAUGUGGUGGAAGUUGCCAAGAAAGAAUUAGCAUGGGAAGUAGAUUACGUUCGAGAAGCUGAAUGCUCAAAACACUUCAAAAAAUUGUUGGCACCUUAUCCGGAGUACUACGUUCCGUCUGUUAUAGAUGAAUUGUCUUCUAAGCAAGUUUUGACUACAGAGUUAAUAGAUGGUAUUCCAGUAGAUAAAUGUGCAGAUAUGGACAUGGAAACUAAAGAACAUAUUUGUACACUAAUUAUGCAUCUUUGUUUAAAAGAAUUAUUUGUCUUCUUAUAUAUGCAAACAGAUCCUAAUUGGUCGAAUUUUUUUUAUAAUAUUGAAUCAGGAAAGUUAAUUUUGCUCGACUUUGGAGCUUGCAGAUCAUAUGAGAAGGAAUUUAUGGAUAACUAUAUUGAAAUAAUUGAUGCAGCUAGUAAAGGCGAUCGAGAUCAAGUUUUAAAUCUUUCACGAGAAAUGAAAUUUUUAACAGGAUAUGAAUCAAAGGUCAUGGAGAAAGCACAUGUUGAUGCAGUCAUGAUUUUAGGAGAAAUUUUCAGUGAAAAUACAAAUAAGUACGAUUUUGGGGGUCAAAAUGUAACAAAAAAAAUGCAAUCAUUGGUGCCUACAAUUAUCACUCACAGACUUUGUCCUCCCCCAGAACAGAUAUAUAGCUUACAUCGGAAACUAUCGGGAAUAUUUUUGUUAUGUGCAAAAUUGAAAGUUAAAAUUAAUUGUCGUGAUAUGUUCAGAGAAAUAUAUCACAAUUAUCACUUGAAAUGAGUUUAGUUACGUAGCGAUUAGUUUAGUAGCUGCAUAAUUAAAAAUAAAAUAUAAAAUAUACCUUUUAUUGUAUAAUAAGUAUUAGAUAUGCUUUUUUACCAUAUUUUGGAGGCAGUUUUUGCUUAAUAUGUAAUAUUUUUAAUAAAAGAUUUUAAAUAGUGCGCGCAAAUUUAGAACAGUACCGUAUGAAGCCAUACGAGUUCAGUGUUGCAUUCACUAUUUUGCUUAUAUAUAUAUAUGUGACGGCUAUAACCGUCAAUGGUUGGAACGUACAAAAUGUUUAUAUAUUAUACGAAAUGCACAGUCUUAUAUGUACACAUACUCACACAGAUGUCAAUUACAUUCAAGUGUUAUCAGAUAGUUAAAAAUCAUUAAGAAGACAACUUUAAAAUAAAUUUAUUUAUAAUUAUUAAA